This is a messenger RNA of Nyctereutes procyonoides (raccoon dog), 3159 nucleotides long. It is a transcript of the gene SLC19A3, whose product is annotated as solute carrier family 19 member 3. Gene Ontology annotation, cellular component: plasma membrane. The record is from RefSeq and is a predicted model, not a curated record. Gene Ontology annotation, biological process: vitamin transport; transmembrane transport. NCBI's taxonomy places the organism in Eukaryota, Metazoa, Chordata, Mammalia, Carnivora, Canidae. Gene Ontology annotation, molecular function: thiamine transmembrane transporter activity. The transcript has 8 exons. The coding region runs from base 632 to 2119 and encodes 495 amino acids.
AUUAACUCUGGAGCCAGGAUGCCCCAACAAAAACCAUACUUCGUUUACUUCUGACCCACCUUCUUCAGUGCAAAAUGGGCUUUUUGACUGUACCUCUCUCGCAAGUUUUUGGGAAAAGGAAAUGGACUUAUGGGCAAGGACAUAUUCAUAGAUAGAUGCACACUAUAUUCGGUCCAUCCUGCUUCAUCACAUUGAGAUAUCAGGUUAUUACUUUUGGUUGCUCCUUUCGGGUGCGGUACACAGGGUACCUUACCCGGUCGGCCCACGGACCUGGUUGUGUUAAAGGUGCUAAAGGUUCGGGAGGCCGGUGAUUAGCAUAUGCAAAUCGGUGGGGCGGGGCCUCGGGGCCAGGUGCGCGCGGCUACCUUCAGUGGCGGGCUGCACCUGUUCUCCCCGGUGAGCGACCCGGCGAGCAGAUACCCCCUCCUCUAGCCAUCUGCAAAGCCGAGUAAAUGAGACCACGACUCUGGUAAAGGGCCAGCAUCCCCCUUGGUGACGCCCAAGUGUACAGAUCACAACUGAAAAGAAGCUUGGGCCCGGGUUCUAAAUCCCAAUCCAAGAAGACACGGAUGGGAAAGAAGCUUUAUUGAGCAACUACUAUUGAGCAGUUCCUGAGACAACUUUGUGAGCCAUGGAUUGUUUCAAAACUUCGUCAAGUCAUUCCUGGAUUUAUCCUACUGUGAUCCUGUGCUUAUUUGGAUUUUUCUCCAUGAUGAGACCCUCAGAACCCUUCCUUAUCCCGUAUUUAUCUGGACCAGAUAAAAACCUGACCAGCUCAGAGAUCACAAACGAGAUCUUACCAAUUUGGACAUACUCUUAUCUGGUGCUGCUGCUCCCCGUGUUCAUCCUCACUGACUAUGUCCGCUACAAGCCAGUCAUCAUCCUGCAAGGGAUCAGCUUCAUCAUCACCUGGCUGCUGCUCUUGUUUGGCCAGGGAGUGAAGACCAUGCAGGUUGUAGAGUUCUUCUAUGGGAUGGUGACUGCCACCGAGGUGGCCUACUAUGCCUACAUUUACAGCGUGGUCAGCCCAGAGCACUACCAGAAAGUGAGUGGCUACUGCAGGAGCAUCACACUGGUGGCCUACACAGUGGCCUCCGUGCUGGCCCAGCUCCUGGUGUCCUUGGCCAACGUAUCGUACUUUUAUCUCAAUGUCAUAUCCUUGGCCUCUGUCUGUGUGGCCUUUCUUUUUUCACUUUUCCUACCAAUGCCUAAGAAGAGCAUGUUUUUUCAUGCAAAAUCCAACAAAGAGGUACAGAAGCCAUCAAACAAAAAUACAGUGUCAGAUGAACCUUCCAAAGUUACCACACAAGAUGGCGAAGAGAUACCCACUUCAGAAAUACCUACCAUUUCAGGGAAACUGGAUGGUGCUCCGGUGAAUAGCCCAAUGCCUAAAAAUUUGGUUUUAAGUGUUUUUGUGCAGUGGUUCCAAGAUUUGAAGGAAUGCUACUCCUCAAAGCGUCUUUUUUACUGGUCCCUCUGGUGGGCCUUCUCUACAGCAGGUUUUAACCAAAUUUUGAACUAUGUUCAAAUCCUGUGGGAUUACAAGGCACCAUCCCAGAGUUCUUUCAUCUAUAAUGGGGCAGUAGAAGCUAUUGCAACCUUUGGAGGGGCCGUGACUGCCUUUGCAGUGGGCUAUGUGAAAGUCAACUGGGAUCUUCUGGGAGAGCUGGCUCUAGCGAUCUUCUCCAUCAUCAAUGCAGGCUCUCUGUUUCUCAUGCAUUACACAACUGACAUCUGGGCAUGCUAUGCUGGCUACUUGAUAUUCAAGUCCAGCUAUAUGCUUCUUAUAACCAUAGCAGUAUUUCAGAUCGCGGUUAAUCUGAGUGUGGAACGCUAUGCCUUGGUGUUUGGAAUGAACACCUUCAUGGCCCUGGUGAUCCAGACCAUUAUGACAGUGAUCGUAGUAGAUCAGAAAGGACUCAACCUGCCAAUCAGCAUUCAGUUUUUAGUUUAUGGGAGUUAUUUUGCAGUUAUUGCUGGCAUUUUUCUAACGAGAAGCAUGUACAUCAUCUAUUCAACCAAAUGCCAAAAGCAAGCACAGAGACCAGCUACAAGUCAGAAUCCAGAUGAGCCCCACCCAGAGGGGCUAAGGAAUGUCAUUACAGGAACAAAGCUCUAACCUUAUGGCAGCCACUGCAUCCGCUGGGCAAGGAUCCUCCUGGUCACAAAGUUACUGAGUUCCACAAAUUGGUACACUUCCUAAGUCUGGUUUUCAACGAACCUUUUCAAAACCACAACAAAACCUCAGUUUUAGACCGGCUACUAUGUGUCCAUCUGUAUGCAGUCAACAAGGCCCAUCAUCUCGAUCAAAUAGCUUGUGUUGGGGACCCCAGUGAGUAGCAAGAACUGAGAAAUUCUGGUUUUGAUUACUCACUAGGACUUACAAAUGGCAUGGAAAUAAACUAUGAGAAAACACCAGUCAUCCUGGAGUUGAAGUUCUCCAUUCAUAAACAGAAAUACUAACUGGACCAACCCCUUUGCUAGGUUUAAAUAUUUGUUUUAUUUUACCAAAACAGACAAGAUGGGACAUUUUUUGUCACAUAGUUAUUUUCCUUCUUUUAUUAAGUAUAUUUCUAUAUACUUUCAGUUCUCUGAGAGAAUCUCCAGGUCUGGUCCAGUUUCUAAGAGAGGUCUAAGGACCCCUCUUCAAUCCUGAUAACAUGGCAUUGUUCACAAACUACUAUUUGAUAAUAUCACCAUUUGAUUUUGUCAUGAUUACUUUUUGCUUUGUGUUAUUCUGAGUGUUGUUGAAAUUCUAUCUCAGGAAUAGCCCCAGACAUUCCUGUGUGUCCACAGAAUGACAUUCAAGUCAAUUCCUGGUGGCCUAGGAGAGGAAGUGAGCUUUCUCCCUACCAUGACUCCAGAUAGGUCAUGAUAUGUCAGUUUGAUCUCUGUCUAAAACAGAAAAAUGUAAGUAGAAAUUUCCAGGAAUUUCUGAAAAUAUUUGUAAAUAAAGAAAAAAAUAAUGAUGGGGCCAGCAGCGAGGGGGACAUUUAAUUUUUAAGUGGCAGAGAUUGUCCUACAUAAAAUACUGUGUGCAAAAAUAUUAAAUUGUCUUUCUAAAUUCUUGAUGAAUUGUGCUAAGAAUCAUCUGUGCUUGUAUGUCCUUUGAAACUUCAGUAGAAGACACUGCCAUGGAAAUAAAGAAUGCCGGUUCAA